AUGGCGCUCUCAUUGUUAUUUCGGCAGGCCAGGCUCCGAGCUUUGAAGAUUCCACUUGCUUUGGCCUCCGCAAGGAGAUUCGAAAGCACUCUUGUCGAGACUGAAGAAGAUGGCAAGAUCUUUUUUGUUUCGAUAGCUCGUCCCGAGAAGCGAAAUGCGGUGAACGCAGAGACUGCUAAACAACUUUCAGAAGCGUUUCGCGCUUUUGAGAAUCACGAUGAAUGUUCAGUGGCCGUCUUCUUUGGUAAAGGUGGCUCAUUUUGCGCUGGUUAUGACCUUCAAGAAUUGUCAGAGAGGGAUCCGGAAAAAUUCUUAAAAUCAGUGCCACCGGUCGGAGAAGGUGAUGCACCCAUGGUAAGUAAAGUUUCGCGAAAAGUUCAAGCUUUUUCAGAGAAUCGAAAACAAGCUUGCAGAGCAUUCACGUUUGACUUCCACAAAAGUUAUGGGAUUAAAGUUUUUGUACCUUUUUUACUGCUUUUUCUUUCGCCCAUAAUUCUGUUUAUCGUUGCAAUUGCAUAUGUUUGCCCUUUGAUGGGCCAUCGUGCUUUUUUGCACGUCAAGUCCCAUGUACAGUUGUGUUUUGAUAACCCAACGCACGUGCACGACACGCGCGCGUGUCGUGAAUCGCUUUUUUCCUGAGCAGGAUGUGACUUUUAUUGGCUUAUUUCCGGUGAAAAGAGAAGCAUGCUGUACAGGUAUUUUGAUCGACGACUCAUCAUGUUCAUGAAAACGUGCAUGUGGCAUUGGUUGGUGAACAAAUGUUUACUGCAUUCUCAGCAGGAAAUUGAUUAAUUUUUAUUGUUAUGAAAUGCAGGAAAAUCCAAACUGGUGGUCAGUUACCUGCAAAAUAAAUCUAAAGAUUCCUGUUUGGAAAGUAAACAGAACAUGGUGUGUUGGGUAAUUCCAGUGGAAAAUUUUCCAGAUCAGUGGAAUUACCCAACUUCAAGAAAUUUUGCUAAGUUUGCAGAGCUGUAGGAAACGUGACGUUCAAAUGGGCGAUUGCAGAAAAUAUCCUCACCAUACCAUGGAUGGCUUCUAUAUUUUAGCGUUAAUUUAAAAAUUGCAAAAUUGCCACUGUUCAAAAGGAUCGACUUUACAAUUUUUAAAUUAACAUAAAGUAACUACGCUGUCCAGGGAUUUUAAUCUUUAUUCCAUAUUUAACACCCCCCCCCCUUGCCCUCAGAAUUUCCAAAAUGUGUUAUCUUGCCAUGCCCUCCGAAUUCCAUAAUCAUUAACGCCCCCUCCUAUUCGGAUUUUCCAUUUUUUCGUCAAACCCUUGACGAAAAAAAUUCACUGAGAAUUUGUGGAGUCUUAAUGACUGCCAGAAAUUCUAGAAUGAAACUUUAAUAAAAAUAAAAGUGUUCAACCUUGUUCCCAGGGUUCUCUCCUACCUGCCCUAUGGAGCGAGAGAGAGAGAGACCCUGGAAAACGCUGGUCACGUGGCUCCAGAACAAAAUUAUUUCUGAGGGAGGAGUCCUUUGUCUCACAUUUUUUUGUCUGGUUUAUUGGCGACGUUCAUGUAAUAUAUCAAACAUGAGAUGCAGUGUUUCAUCACCAGAUGAAACACCGAGAAGAGAGUUGAAAAUACGACGCGCAGCGGAGUAUUUUUGACGAACUUCGAGGUGUUUCAUCUGGUGAUGAAACACUGUGUCGAAUGUUUGAUACUUCUUCUCAAACAAAAUCAUUUUUGAAGGAGAAAUUAAGGAUGCAAAUACUAAGCAGUGUUUCAUCCGAUUUCCAAACACUCAUUAAACAUUAAUUUCCUUUGUAUUUUCUUAAUGAAUUAUUAAUGAGUUUGAGAAGCAGUGAUCACAACCAGAUAGAUUUGACUACAACUAUAACUGAAACUAAAGGAAAUUUCUGCCUAAACAAAACUAUCAGAUAAACAAGUGAAUUACCAGAGAAGGAAUAAAAAACUAGCAUUGUCGCUGGUUUAACUGAUGACACCAAUCGCUAAAAAUCUACGAUCUUUUCGGAGUUAUACACAAGCGAGUUCAUUUUUUGAAGGUAAAAUCCCUGUAUGUUGAACUUGUAUAUUAAAAGUUUCAAUGUUUGUCUGACAGCGGCUGGUAAUCGGGCCAAAUAAACCUACACCAUUUGCGGUCUUAGGGGUUCGUCGUGACAAAACCCCAGGACAAAACAUGACAGUUACUUGAGAGCAAGAAAUUCAGUUAAUACAUUUACGAUCAAAGUAAUAUUUUAGAUCUAGUGACUUCACGUAAAGUUAUAGCCUAAAAUGUCAGCAUUUUCCACCCCCUAACCUCUGUCAUGAUGCGGCAAAAGAAAAGUUGUAAAUAAAUCAAAGAUAAAAAUAAUUUCAUAUACCAACACGACAUGUAAGCUGAUGUAAGACAACAGGAAAUAGUAUAAACAGAGACAAAACAGACAACAUAACCUUCCAAGCGAAAGGCUUUCUUGUUUAUGGCCAAUAUGAAAACUUUAUUUAAAAACACAUGUGGCUCAGUGAUUUCUAAAAAUCCUCUAAAGCAUACCUAAACAUCCAGAAAAUUAAUAAGGAACAAUAAACGGUUGGCAGUUGUGCAAGCCAUAUCAUAUGGUAUUUUUUAACAAAGAAGCUUACGGCUAUCCUGAGAAUUAUAAAAGACGACAAAAAAUGCAAAAACACAGAGCCUUGGCAAAAAAUAUUUUCUUUCAAGAUUCUCUUUACCUCUUUCCAUUUGAACAAUAGCUAACAAUCAGCCUGACUGUCCGAGCGGCAUAGUCUCUCUUCCUGUUGCUUCGAGGCAGUUCGAGGUCGCGGGUGAGGACAGCAACGCUUGAUACAUUUUUUCAGCGCCUUGCAUAAUAAUAGUCUUGAAAACAGAUACAGAUACUGUACAUUUGUUUUCUAAAGUGGCCUCCACAACAUAUAAACGGCAAUUCAAAUCUAGUGUGUUUCAGUAUGAAUAUUACUGCCAGGAUACCUAAAUUAUUUUUGACUGCACAAACGGUGAAUCCUCCGCCAUUUCCGCCGCAUGUGCCAAAUGAAAGCAUCACUGAUAAAUGUCCUAUUUAUAUACAUCCAGAUAUUCUGCAGGAAGUUACGCUUUUGCUGUCAAAGGACUUUGUGCAUUAUUUUCCGCCUUCAAGUUCGGGUCAGGUACACAGUUUGAUGGCUGCACUGACCUGUCUCUCUGACCUCUGUAGAGACAAAUCUCACACUUACCUGCCCCUCCCCCAAAUCGUUUGUUUGUAAUCUCCCAGAUUCUGGGAGACAUGUGACCAGCGUUUUCCAGGGUCUCUCUCUCUCUCUCGCUCCAUAGGGCGGGUAGGAGAGAACCCUGGGAACGAGGUUGAAAAGUGUUCUCCUUAUCACUGUUCAACAGAUGUAACCUACAUUAACAUUAUUUUUUCCAUUCAUGUCAGAGUUUUUCCCCAGAAACUCCAUCCUUGCUUCCUUUUUACUCCUUAAGCAAACCCACUUGCCCCUCCUUCAUCCAUGGACCCUCCAUGUUUAAUAAUCUCUCCCUCUCUCCAUGUUUUAAGGGCCCUUCCCGACUGAAACUGAGCAAGCCAGUUAUUGGGGCAAUAGAGGGGCAUGCAGUCGCUGGUGGAAUGGAGCUGGCUUUGAUUUGUGAUCUCAGAGUGGCUGCAGAAAAUACUGUCAUGGGAAUAUUUAACAGGAGAUUUGGUAAUACUUUUUAUAUAAAAUGUUGCUAAAAAAGCAAAGUUUCUUAUUGUGAGAAAAUAAAUCACUGUUAUGAUCAUUACCAUUAUCACCUCGCAUGGCAGUAAAUUUAUACCUCAUUGCUACUUAUUUUUGCUUUAAUAGGGCCAUUUAUACCAGGAAAAAUAAGACGCGUCUUAAAUAAGACGCGAACUUUCCGUAUAAACGGCACAUUUGGUCUAAAAUAAGACGUGGCUUAGCUAAGACGCGUCUUAUUAGAUAAAACAUGCUCGUAUAAAUGGUACAGUUCGCAUCUUAUUUAAGAGGCGUCUUAUGUAAGACACAUCUUAUUUUUCCUCGUAUAAAUGGCCCUAAUGUUGCAAAAAUGCAGGAGACAAAAUUCUAUAAGUCUUAAUUCAUAAUUUGACUGGAAAAUUGUGCCAUAAGGAACUGUGCAACAAGGUAGUGUUUUCAUAAAUGGGGCUACGAAACGGUAACAAAAAAUUAAACAGGUUUUAAACUAAAUGUUUUGGGAAAAAAUUUGCCUUUUUUGCUACAAAGAACAACAGAAAUUAAGUUCCAGGAUAAAUGGAUUUUAGGAAAGGAGAAUACAUGUAGAAAGGGUAUCAAAUUUUACCUCAUUAAUUUUUUUGAAGUACUAUUCCCACAUAUAUUUUAUUAUUUUAGUGUUCCCUAUUAUCAAUCACCAAAACGAUUAUCUACUAGGUAAUAACAUAUGGGGACAACUAAAUUUUCCAAAAGGACCCUUAGUUCUACAAACAAUAAAAUUAGUUCUAUACAACUUCAGGUGUCCCACUCCUGGAUGGAGGAACUGCCAGGUUACCAUACAUUGUUGGCCUGUCACGUGCUUUGGACCUCAUCAUGACUGGGCGGCCUGUGAGUGCUCAAGAAGCCUACAGUAUGGGUCUGGUCAACCGAGUAGUCCCUAACGGAAAAGCUCUAGAUGAGGCCAUUAAACUUGCGAAACUCAUCGCACGUUUCCCACAAGAGUCGCUGAUUACUGAGCGCAAGUCUGUUUAUUACUCUGUGUUCAAUGCAGAGUCGUUUUACGAUGCACUGUCAUACGAGCACUCUAAGGGUGUUAAAGUCCAGACAAUUAAAGAUUCUAUUAAAGGCGCUAAAGAGUUUUUAGAAGGGAAAGGCCGAAAGGGGUCUUUUGAUGAUUAUCUCGAUUAG
This is a messenger RNA of Porites evermanni, 4804 nucleotides long. Lineage: Eukaryota; Metazoa; Cnidaria; Anthozoa; Scleractinia; Poritidae. The record is from the annotation of a GenBank genome assembly.